AUGACGACCGAAGCGCAAGCUGCGCCGAGCAAUGCCUCGACUGGCGACACCGUUGUUUCUCAUGAGUUGAAUGAGAAACGUUCUUUGGAGGCUGUGGCGCCGGAGCAAAACCAUGAGAAUGUGGAGGAGAAAGCCGAAGCUGCACUUGAACCUGACUCGCCGACAUCCAUUGAUGCGCCAAAAGAAAAUGCUCAGUCUGGAGCUCCUCUCGAUCGCACUCCUUCGUCUGCGCAAAAAAUGGGCAACAAGAAGAUCAUUCUGGUGAUGGUAGCACUUUGUAUGGCACUAUUUCUCGCCGCUUUAGAUAUGACUAUCAUUUCAACCGCGUUAGUCACGAUCGCAGACAAUUUCCAUGCUACCGAAAGUGGAUACUCAUGGAUCGCCGCGUCCUACCUUCUCGCCAAUGCCGCCUGUAUUCCCUUGUGGGGCAAGAUUUCUGAUAUUUGGGGUCGCAAGCCGAUCAUCUUGAUGGCUAACGUCUUGUUCCUGGUCGGCAGUUUGAUCUGCGCCUUGGCGAAGAACUUGCCUAUGAUCAUUGCUGGUCGUGCGGUUCAGGGUAUUGGUGGUGGUGGCAUUAUCAUUCUGGCCAAUAUCAGUGUUUCUGAUUUGUUCAGUAUGCGUGAUCGGCCUAUGUACUAUGGCAUUUUCGGUGCUACGUGGGCUAUUGCGGGUGCACUGGGUCCUAUCGUUGGUGGUGCUUUUACGACCGAUGUCACUUGGAGAUGGUGCUUCUACGUGAACUUGCCCAUCGGUGGUGUUUCGCUUGUCAUCCUGUUUUUCUUCCUUCACAUUGAAUCCCCCAAGACCCCGUUGUUGGCUGGUUUGCGUACCGUUGACUGGAUUGGUACUUUCACCAUUAUUGGAGGUACCCUUAUGUUCCUCUUCGGUCUUGAAUUCGGCGGUGUCAACUACCCUUGGGCCUCUGCCACCGUCAUCUGCUUGAUCGUUUUUGGUAUCGUGGUCUGGGUCCUGGCUUUCCUCGCCGAGUGGAAAAUCGCCAAGUACCCCAUCAUCCCUACCCGUCUCUUCGGCGAAUGGUACAACGUCCUGAUUCUCCUGGUCUGCUUCUGUCACGGAUUCGUUUUCAUCUCUGGAACCUACUACCUUCCACUAUACUUCCAAACAGUCCUCAUGGCAUCCCCCAUCAUGAGUGGUGUCUACGUCCUGCCCUUGGUUCUCGCACUAUCAAUUGGCUCCGCAGCAACUGGUGUCGUUAUGAAGAAGACCGGUCGGUACCGUGAACUUAUCUCAGGAGGUCUCUUCUUGAUGACUCUCGGCUUUGGCCUGUUCAUCGACCUCAAGUCAUACGCAUCAUGGUCUCGCAUCAUCAUCUUCCAGCUUAUCGGCGGUAUCGGUAUUGGACCCAACUUCCAGGCUCCACUGGUCGCAUUCCAGGCUAACGUCCGCCCCGCCGAUAUGGCCAUUGCAACUGCAACCUUCGGCUUUGUCCGCCAACUUUCUACCUCUAUUUCCGUCGUCCUCGGCACGGUCGUCUACCAGAACGUCAUGGGUCAGCAAUCAGCUAAGCUGAUCGCUGCCGUUGGAGCUGAGAAGGCCGCGACAAUCUCAUCCUCAUUCUCUGGCUCUUCCAAGUCUCUCAUUGAGAGUCUGACCGACUCCCAGCGCGAAGUCGUGCUCGAGGCGUUCACCUUCGCUCUAAGCCGCAUGUGGAUCCUAUACACCUGCGUCGGAGGCAUUGGCUUUUUCCUGUCCCUUCUCAUCCGCCCGAAGGUGCUGAGCAAGUCUCACACUGUCCAAAAGACUGGUCUUGAUCAGCAGGAGCGCAACCGACAGGAUCUGAUUGACAUGCAGCGCAAGGCUCAGGGCAAGCCCGAGGAGGAGGCUUAA
This is a messenger RNA of Penicillium pulvis, 1848 nucleotides long. Its product is annotated as MDR family MFS transporter. Gene Ontology annotation, biological process: transmembrane transport. Gene Ontology annotation, molecular function: transmembrane transporter activity. The transcript is spliced from 4 exons. The record is from RefSeq and is a predicted model, not a curated record. Lineage: Eukaryota; Fungi; Ascomycota; Eurotiomycetes; Eurotiales; Aspergillaceae. Bases 1 to 1848 code for a protein of 615 amino acids.